This is a messenger RNA of Armigeres subalbatus, 969 nucleotides long. RefSeq lists its product as uncharacterized. NCBI's taxonomy places the organism in Eukaryota, Metazoa, Arthropoda, Insecta, Diptera, Culicidae. Bases 166 to 936 code for a protein of 256 amino acids. The record is from RefSeq and is a predicted model, not a curated record. The transcript is spliced from 3 exons.
GCAAAGUGAACAAGACGAAAAAUUUAUUUUUGUCGACAAAUCUUCAGCUUCAGUGUUGAUGCUUGUGUCAAUCAAUCGUGUCGGCUGAGUUCGCUGUUCACAAAUUUCAAAAACUUAAUUCUCUUUGAAGUAUUAUUUUAAAAGGUUCAGUGUUUACUUACAGAUAUGCCGCGAUCAUACUCACGAUCAUCAUCUCGGUCUCGGAAACAUUCUCGUCGACGGUCUCGAUCGAUAUCGCGCGACAGGGAUAAAUACUCUAGUCGCAGCGACUACGAUAGAUACCGGCGAAACGAUGAUAUGCGCUCAUCAACAUCUCGUUCGACAACGUCCGUAACAUCUUCCUCGCGAAGUGGAAGCCAUCACACCAGUCAAAGACACAAUCACCGUGAUCAUCGCCAUCACAAAAAAUCCUCCAGUGGUGGAGACUACCGCCGACGUAGCCGAUCGAAAGAACGGGAACGCCAGCGGAAACGUUCUAGCUCGAGAGAAAAAUAUUCUAAGAAACGAGAUGACUCCAGCAGUUCGUCCAGCAGCAGCAGUAGCAGCAGCGCAAGUAGUUCUGGAAGUUCCAGUUCUUCCAGUAGAUCGAAUUCUUCCACUCCGAAAAAAUCGACGGAACAAGAAAAUCAGAAGGAAUUUGUGUUCAAAUCGAUGGAAGAAAAAUUUGAAACUGUGCCGGACAACAAUGUAGAUGUUUUGGAAAAAUUAAACGCUGAUGAAUUUGUUCCUAAGGCUUUUGUGUCGACGAAAAAAACGACUAUUCAUCAGGCUGGUGGAAACAUUGUUAUCGAUCUGGCUGCACAAACGAUCAAAGUGCCUAAAGCGGAAGAGGAGCAAGCUGAGGAUCCACUGUUUCAUCCCAAUUACUUUGGAAACGACGACGAACGCAUGACCAGAUGGAUUCGGAAAUUACUAUUCAUGAGACAAAAUUCUUGAAUUUGAAUAAACAUGUAAUAAGCUUAUCCUAAA